Tinamus guttatus (white-throated tinamou) is the source of this 667-nucleotide messenger RNA. The record is from RefSeq and is a predicted model, not a curated record. NCBI's taxonomy places the organism in Eukaryota, Metazoa, Chordata, Aves, Tinamiformes, Tinamidae.
CGGAGCGAUGCUGCUGGACUUGGCCACCAAGCGCCCCGCGGUCCGCUCCAAGAUUAAGUUCACCACGGGCACGUGCAGCGACGCGGCCGUGCACAGCUGCGAGCUGUGCGGCAAGGGCUUCCGCCUGCAGCGCAUGCUCAACCGCCACGUCAAGUGCCACAGCCAGGUGAAGAGACACUUGUGCACCUUCUGCGGCAAGGGCUUCAACGACACCUUUGAUCUGAAGAGGCAUGUCCGGACCCAUACUGGAAUUCGCCCUUACAAAUGCGAGGUCUGCAACAAAGCGUUCACCCAGCGCUGCUCCCUCGAGUCCCACCUCAAGAAGAUCCACGGCGUGCAGCAGCAAUACGCCUACAAACAGAGGCGAGACAAACUGUACGUGUGCGAAGACUGCGGCUACACGGGCCCCACGCAGGAGGACCUAUAUCUGCACGUUAGUAACGUUCACCCCGGCAGCGCUUUUCUGAAGAAAACCUCCAAAAAACUCGCGGCAGUUUUGCAAAACAAACUGAGCCCGGUCCUCCAGAGGAACUCCAAAGAAGACGACAAAGAUGAAUAAUGCAGUGAAUUAUAAUGGUCCAAGGGAAUGAAGUUUACACGUAGGAACUAUAUAUAUCUAUAUAUCUAUAUAUUAUUUUUUUAAAAACACUUUUGCCAGAAAUCCCUG